UUGUGACACGUACACCCUAGACACUAAUUUUUCUUUUCAAAAAUAUAAAUAAUGUAAACAUUGACAUAACCUAUAAUGUUAACAAUAUAAAAGUGUUUUAUAAUUACAAUUAUAAAAAAAAUUACAAUAAUUCGGGACAAAAUCUUAGAUGAGUUUUACUACAACUAUACUGCCAACAUUAAAAAGGAUGACGGAAGUAGAUAUUAAACAAGGUUUGAAGAUCGUAUUAAACAAAAUAGAAGUUGCAUGUAGUGAAAGAAAUCCGGAGUUACAAGCAAUCCAACCUACUUUAGUAGCAGUAAGCAAAACCAAACCAGUAAACCUAAUAGUUGCAGCCUAUGAGGAAGGCCAAAGGCACUUUGGAGAAAACUAUGUACAAGAACUAGAAGAAAAAGCGAAUAAUCCAAUUAUUUUGGAAAAAUGUAAAGAUAUAAGAUGGCAUUUCAUUGGACACCUUCAAUCGAACAAAGUUAACAAAAUUUUGUGUCUUCCAAAUAUUUAUAUCAUUGAAACAGUUGAUUCUCAAAAAUUGGCAGCCACGCUUGACAAAAAUUGGGCAAAAUUUAAAAUAUCGGAUUCAAAAUUAAGGAUUAUGAUACAAGUUAAUACUAGUGGAGAGGAGGAAAAGAAUGGAGUACCUCCUGCGGAAGUAACGAACGUCGUCAAGUUUGUCUUAAAUGAUUGCAGUAACCUUGAACUUGAUGGUUUAAUGACAAUAGGUAAAUUCGGAUACGAUGCAGCUGAUGGGCCCAAUCCAGAUUUCGUUUGUUUGAAGAAAUGUCGAGAUGAGUUAUGCCAGGAAUUGGGAAUUGAUUGGAAAGAUGUAGGAUUAUCUAUGGGAAUGUCUGAUGAUUUUGAGCAUGCGAUUGACUUGGGUAGUACAAACGUAAGAGUGGGAUCAUCAAUAUUUGGUUUUCGAGCCAAAAAAACGGAAAUCGUUUAAGAUUAAAAUGUUAUAAAAUAGCUAAUCUAGUUAUUUUAUUUAUAAAUUGUUUAUGUUUUGUUAAAAAAAAUUAAACGAUUUUAAAGUUAAAUUGAUAGUUAGGAUUUAAUUUUAAAUAAAAUACAAUAA
This is a messenger RNA of Psylliodes chrysocephalus, 1072 nucleotides long. The record is from the annotation of a GenBank genome assembly. Lineage: Eukaryota; Metazoa; Arthropoda; Insecta; Coleoptera; Chrysomelidae.